UUACACCUGUGUAACAGCGCCGUUCUGUAGGUGCGACUCCUGCUCAGCCGGUGCACCUGCUGCGCUAUUGUGCCAUGUCGGGGGAGCUCAUAACGUGCGAGUUAACAUGCUUACCCACAUCGAGUGACCCGGAGGAGAUUUUAAAGAGAAGCAGGGAGAUGGAUUGUGAGCAGCCCAUUUUCUCUGUGUUGAGCGGCGGUGGGAAGGAGGCGGGGGGCACCGCGGUGCCUAACUCUUGUGGUGGCGGUGGGGCGGCCUCACCGGCUGCGACCACCUCCGAUACCGAGUCCGGGAUCUUCUCUGGUGAAUGUGAGCUCUGUGUGGAGCAUGAGUCUGAGCUGGACUGGUUCUGUGGGACCGAGCAGAAACUCAUCUGCUCUCACUGCGCCAUCGUGGGCUCCUGCCACGGACAUACUGUGACCCCUCUGGCCACCAGAGUUACCGCAGUCAGAAACCAACUGGUGGAUGUGUGUGAGAAAAUGCAGCUGCAGGCUUUGAGGAUUGAAAGGUUUAUCGACCAGACGCUGACAGCCAAAGAGCAAAAGCUUCAGGCAGCAGCGAGCAAUGCGAGGGAGCAGGUGCUGGCUCAGGUCAGCGCAGUGCGUGAAGCCCUGGAGGAGGAGGAGCAGCGGCUCCUGGAGGAGGUGCAGAGAGAAGAGGAGCGUGUGGAGCAGUGUCUCCUCACCCAGAAAGCCCACUGGAGCCAGGCUUUGGCGAGUUUGACGCAAACACGCUCACGUCUGGUGCACACACUGACGCACACUCCUGAUGCACAGCUGGUGACUAGUGUCCAGGACAUAGCUGAAAGGGUGGAGGAGGCUGAGGGGGUUGGGGAGCCCUGUGACACAGACCAGCUCAACCUGAACACAGGCUGCAGUGACAGCAAGCUGCUGAGAGGCCUGUGGGCCGCUGCAGUGCUGCUCGGGCCAAACGCAUAUGGAUCAUCUUAUUUAAAGUUUGACGAGCGCACAGUGAGCCCUCUCCUGUCACUGUCUGAUGACCUCUGCACUUUGACCUUCCUCCAUAAAAAAGCCCGCCAGGCCCUUCCUUACGACCCAGCACGAUUCGACUGUUGGCCCAACGCGCUUGGCUCACUGUCUAUGUCCUCUGGCACCCACAGCUGGGUGGUGGAUGUAGGCCAGAGUGGUGCCUUUAAGGUCGGGGUCUGCUAUGCCUCUCUAGAACGCAAAGGCUCCGGGAACGAGGCGCGGCUGGGCUACAACACUCAGUCCUGGGUGUUGUCUCGCUACGAUGGGGACUAUUCUUUCUGCCACGCUGGCAAGAAGGUGCCCCUGCAGGUGGUGAGGACGCCCCAGAGGAUCGGCCUGCUGCUGGACUGGCCGAGUCAGACGCUGCUGUUUUACGAGCCGCACUCCGGUGCCGUGCUGUACUCUGUCACGCAAAACUUCAGUGCCCCACUGCUGCCGGCGUGUGCCGUGACUGACCGCAGUAUCACCAUACUGCACUGACAAGACUGUCCACACUGGCAACAAACUAAUUUACCUUAAACAUGUGAAGAAAUGGAAUGGAGAGAAUUUCUCUGAUGUUGAUAUGAUCAGCAGUGAAAGAUUUUCCAUCUGUGCAAAAAUGAAAACUUCAUAAUCAGCAUCAGUUUCUAUUUAUUGUAUUUGCUGUGGUAGCUGCUGAUUUUUUUUUUACUUUUUUUAAUGACUUAAUAGGUUUAAAGAUAUUAAUCUGUUGAUCCUGUGAUACAGUAGUUGUGUUAUUUUGACUGACAAUAAUUGUUUUUAUGAGGAUUGUUCUUGUUUUUAAUAUAAUAGUUUGUAUAAUUGGUUUAGUCCACGUAAUGAAGCCUCCCAAGACUUGUUAUAGAAAAUAUUAAUUACAGUAUACUGGUUGAUCCAGGGCUAUUUUAAAUGUUAUGUGGCACAUGCUCAGUAAACUAAUUAUUACAA
Toxotes jaculatrix (banded archerfish) is the source of this 1916-nucleotide messenger RNA. RefSeq names its product B-box and SPRY domain containing (gene bspry). The transcript is spliced from 6 exons. Bases 75 to 1469 code for a protein of 464 amino acids. Lineage: Eukaryota; Metazoa; Chordata; Actinopteri; Toxotidae. The record is from RefSeq and is a predicted model, not a curated record. Gene Ontology annotation, molecular function: protein binding.